Molecule: messenger RNA, 2657 nt
Organism: Dermatophagoides farinae (American house dust mite)
Lineage: Eukaryota; Metazoa; Arthropoda; Arachnida; Sarcoptiformes; Pyroglyphidae
Product: inactive phospholipase C-like protein 1
Biological process (GO): intracellular signal transduction; lipid metabolic process
Molecular function (GO): phosphatidylinositol-4,5-bisphosphate phospholipase C activity
Source: RefSeq, a predicted model, not a curated record
AUGUCGGUACAUUCGACAUUUGCUUUCUAGCUACCUGUCAUUUGCUUCCUACAUAUCGGAUCGUAAUGACAUCCUGCUUUUCAUUAAAAAAAAGUGUUAUGCAACGAUUAACCAUACUGUUUGCCAAUUAUUCCAGCCAAAUUAAGGCUGAUGAUGAUGAUGAUCAAAUCAAACAGCAUUCUUUGUCGAUCUUUGUUAAUACGACAACCAAAGAGACUGAAGAAUCUGUCAAUUUAGAAUAUCAAAAUUCAAAAUGGUGGUCUAUUAAUCCUGAUGUUGUGUUAGCUUUUGGCCUAAUCAUAUUCUAUGCUGUGUUCGUGUUGUUCAUCCUUUUCAUUAUCCUGAGGAUCUUAGUGACCAUCUGUAUGACUACUACGAAUCAACAACCAAAAAAUAAUAAAAGACCAAAAAUCAAUAUUCGAUCAGAAUAUGGAUCUGAAUCAUCAUCGAAUUCAUGCCGUACAGGCCAUUCUUUAUCGAUGGCUAUGAUGAUGGUGGAUAUUGUUGAUCCAUUACGACCACAACAUAAUCGACAUCGACUACAUAACCACCAUCAUCAUCAUCAUCAUAGUGAUUUAUCAUCUUCAUUCUUGGAUCCCCAUCACCAUUAUUAUCAUCAUAAUCAUUACACAAAUUCACCAUCCAAUUCGUUUAUCAAAAGUAUUACGAAUGACCAGCAACAACAACAACAACAACAACAUUCCCAGCACUGAACUCAUGGGAAUUGAAUUAACCAACAAUGGACAACAUCAUUGUGUCAAAAAUCAAAAAUCAUCAUUCUCAAAUGAACAAUGGUCAAUGGCUAAUGAUCAACGAUUCUAUGGAAGAAUAGUUUUGACAUUAAUUUAUGAAAAAUACGAAAUUCCUAUCUUAAAAUAUUGGGGAAUAAGAGAAUUGGCCAGAUUCUUCAAAUAUGAACAUUAUGAACAAAUAUCAAAAGAACAAUGUCGUAAAAUAUUACUUCAAUUAUCAACAAAUGGAAGAACUUUAACAUUGGAUCAUUUUUUUAGCUUAUUACAUAUGUCACGAUUCAAUAUGGCUAAUCCAAUACAUCAGUCGGAAUGUCAUAGUAUGAAUAAAUCAUUGAUCAAUUAUUAUGUGGCCACUUGUCCAAUUUUAUCAUUGAAAUCCAAUGAUCAGAUUGAAUCAAACAUAUUGGCCAAAUACGAUUGUCUGUUGUACAAAUGUCGAUGUUUUCAAUUGAAACUUGAUUGGAAUAAAAAUCAAAUCGGUGUACUUGUGAAUCGCUCGAAUCUAGAAAUGAUUGGAGUCAGCCUAAAAACUUUACUCAAACACAUGGUUGAUUAUGGAUUCAAUGAGAAUCCUUGGCCCAUUCUAUUGGUAUUGGAUUGUAAAAAUCUGAUUCUUAGUAACCGGAUGAAUGAACUUAUUCAAACACUAAACAAUACACUGCCCACUCGACGAAUGUUCAACGAAUCGACAACAGCUCAAACCAUGUUUGGGUAUAAAUUUUGUUUCGUGAAAAAUUCCAAUCAAAUCACUUGGCCUUCAUUACAAUCAUUGUGUCGAAAAUUCAUUGUAAUCAUUAAACAUUCCGAUUCGAUGAGCACAGUGUUCAUGACUGUUGACAACAACAAUCUAGAUUGGAACAAUACCAAUGCUCAACAACAUCAUGAUAAUCAAUCGAACACCGUACGAUUGGCAAACGAACAAUAUUGUGUUCUUUCUCUCGAUUCAAAACGUAUUAUCGAUUCGAUUGAACGAGAUAAAGAUGGUUAUUCGGAUGAUUCAUUAUCGACAUUGACUAGUAAAGCAUUCACUUGGACCAAUCAACAGUCAUCAUCAUGUCGUUCGAUAGAUUUGAUUCGUAUGGGCAUUCAAUGUAUACCAUACAAGACAGAUGUUGAUGAUGAUGACGUUGAUACACAAGUGGCUCGAUCAUUUUUUGAUUCAAUGAAUGGAUCAUGUGGUUAUAUACUCAAACCAAAUUCAUUACGACAUGGUCAAAUGUAUUCUAUUGGUGUAAGCGAAGAUCGUUCACUACCUGGAGAACCAUCAACUGGUCCAACUCGAUUCAUAUUGACAAUAUAUUGUAUUGAAGAUUUAAUGCAAUUUGAUUCAUUUAUAAAUCCAAUGAGAUGUCAAGUGGUCGUACAGAUAAUGGGCCAUCAUGAAGACAGUUUUCGUUACGUAACCCCAACAUGCUCCACUCAAGGACAAAUACCAUUUUGGAAUGAACAGAUUCGACCGGUUAUUCGAUUACCUAAUUUUACAUUCAUACGUUUUGAAGUGUACAAUUGUUAUCGAUUAGUCGCUCAUCGAACAUUACCAUUCAAAGCAAUGAUGCGUGGAACUCGAUUCAUUACCUUGAAUGGGAUUGAUGGCAAUAACAAUGGAAAGCUAUUUGUUCAUAGUAAUUUCAAAAAAAUUGCAUCUUGUUGGUCACCAGAUUUCCAUGCUAAUGGCCAGCAACAGCAUCAUCAUCCAAAACAAAAACAUUUUAUCGAUUGUUCAGAUAUCGCUUUCAUUGAUGAAGACAAUGACGACUAUGAUCAAGACUAGUCAUCUGUGUGUGAUCUCAAAUUUAAAAAAAAAUAUUUAUUGUUUUUUUUGACAUUAAAAAAAAGUAGAUUUAUUCUUUGUUGAUUAAUUGUAACAAAAUUGACAUAAAUAAAAUUAUUGAAUUUGUUCCAACA